Messenger RNA from Podospora bellae-mahoneyi, 1135 nucleotides. RefSeq names its product 60S ribosomal protein L31B (gene RPL31B). Gene Ontology annotation, cellular component: ribosome; cytosolic large ribosomal subunit. Lineage: Eukaryota; Fungi; Ascomycota; Sordariomycetes; Sordariales; Podosporaceae. The record is from RefSeq and is a predicted model, not a curated record. Bases 58 to 720 code for a protein of 220 amino acids. Gene Ontology annotation, biological process: cytoplasmic translation. The transcript is spliced from 4 exons. Gene Ontology annotation, molecular function: structural constituent of ribosome.
AGGAGUUCCACUCAAGCUUCCAGCGCCAAUUCAUCUUUUGAGAUUGGCUGUGGAGUCAUGAUUGGCCCAUUCCGAGAUGACACCUGGGCAGCUGUCUGCCAGUGGGCUACCGACCGCCAGAACCUUGGCGGUGUGAAAGUGAAGGUGGGGCUGGAAGAGCACAGGCGCCAUUCCACUUUAGGGCAGUUACGCGAGUGCCUUGAGCCCAGUGGUCGGCGCACCAGACAGAAUUCGCGGAAAAACCAGGUGCAAAAUUCCCCAGAGGUAGGUUUAUUGAACCCAGCAAAAGCCCGCGACCUCACGACACCACUCAACCCGAUUCCGAGUGCAAGAGAUCCCACGUCUCCGAAAAUGUCGUCCACCAAGCCCUCCGGAAAGACCCAGCGUUCGGCCAUCGCCGACGUUGUGGCUCGCGAGUACACCAUCCACCUCCACAAGCGCCUCCACGGCGUGACCUUCAAGAAGCGGGCUCCCAAGGCGAUCAAGGAGAUCAAGGAGUUUGCCUACAAGGCCAUGGGCACCACCGAUGUCCGCCUCGACCCCCAGCUGAACAAGAAGGUCUGGGAGCAGGGUGUCAAGGGCGUUCCUUACAGACUCCGCGUCCGCAUCUCCCGGAAACGUAACGACGAGGAGGGCGCUAAGGAGAAGCUUUACAGCUACGUCCAGGCCGUCAACGUCACGAACCCCAAGGGCCUCCACACCGUCGUUGUUGAGGAGUAAAUUUUGGUUGUCGGCAACAAUUAAAAAGUGGGAUUGAGGACGGGCCGUGGUUCGGGUUCAGGACGGCAUUGGGAUUUUACGGAGUUACGCAUGGCUUCUAGCUUCCUAUUACGAAUAGAUGGGUUCGUAAAAACGGCACCUCCGAUACCAAAAAACCAAUUCACCAAACCAACCCGAACGACAUGUGAAGGAGCUGGAGCUGGAGCUUGCGAUGGGAAAGAAACCUUUGUUCAGAGUGAUACGCUGGAGUGUAUAUCUCAAAGUGAUACGCUCGUGGACGACAAUGUCCGUUGCAAAAAACAAUGCUCGAUGUACUUGAGGAGUUACUCUGCAAGCAGGCAGCGUCGAUGCGAGAAAUCCAUGUACCAAAACCCCCCCCCCCGGAAUGCAAUCCUUAACUUCAGGUACCAAGUAC